GACAUUCGUUGACUCCAUCGGAGACUCGAAGGUCUAGAGAACUGGAGACAACUCAAAGAACGAGUAAAACUACUCAAAAUCGUACCCCGGCUCCAAUGGAAUCAACUAAUCCUGUGCUUUUCUUCAUCGUCUGCUUCCUUCUCAAUCUCAAUUUGGCAUUCUCCGAUCCUUCAAAUGUACCUAUCGGAAUCCACCCUCUAGAUGAGAAGUACUUUGCUUCGGAGGUCAUCAAAUGCAAAGAUGGAUCCAAUUCUUUCACUAGAGAUCGUAUCAACGACGAAUUUUGCGACUGCGUUGAUGGUACCGAUGAACCAGGAACAUCAGCUUGCCCUGCUGCCAAAUUCUAUUGCAGGAAUUCAGGAAGCACUCCUAAAUUUUUAUUCUCUUCUCGUGUAAACGACCAAAUUUGUGACUGUUGUGAUGGAAGCGAUGAAUAUGAUAGCAGCAUCAUCUGUCCUAAUACAUGUAUCAUGGGUGGACAUUCCGAAUACAAGACCAUAAAUUACAAUUCCAGAAUCAAUAAAUUUGGUUCUCAUUCUCCUCACACUAAACAGAAAAAAGUUAGCCAAAUCGGUGAAGACACAAUCCAAAAACUCCAAGGUAUGAAGGCGAUGAUAAUAGUCCAAGUGAUUCUCAUCGGUUUUCUAGUCUUCCUUUGUCUGUGUCGUCAACGUGCCAAAUCUAGAAGGAGAAAUUCUCGUUAAUCAACUUAUUACUUCACUUAUUUGAUUUUUUUUUGUAAGUUGUAAGUUGUAACAUCUCAUUUGAUUUUUAUAUUUAUAAACCUUAAAAAGUAAAGUAUAUACACAGUUAAGCAUUCACUCCA
Molecule: messenger RNA, 826 nt
Organism: Lactuca sativa (garden lettuce)
Lineage: Eukaryota; Viridiplantae; Streptophyta; Magnoliopsida; Asterales; Asteraceae
Product: kinase C substrate, heavy chain-like protein
Biological process (GO): N-glycan processing
Cellular component (GO): glucosidase II complex
Source: RefSeq, a predicted model, not a curated record